This is a messenger RNA of Funneliformis geosporum, 1056 nucleotides long. NCBI's taxonomy places the organism in Eukaryota, Fungi, Glomeromycota, Glomeromycetes, Glomerales, Glomeraceae. The record is from the annotation of a GenBank genome assembly.
AUGGCAAACGGUGAAAAAAGGUUGAUUACAGAAGACAGAAUGGAAAGAAAGAAAGUUUCUAAACGACGACAAACGGGCACAACUGCUAAAGAUGAUAUUGAGUUAUUUCAAUCACCACCUAGUUCGCCGCUGCUUACCCCAAAGUCGUCGCAUUUAACAACAUCCUUAGAGGCGCCAUCUCAAUUACAAACACCUUUAUCAUCACCUCCAUCUUCACGUCCUCCUUCACCUAACCCUGUCGAUGUACCUUAUCUUACACCUUUGCCAACUUCACGUCCUCCCACGCCAACUUUUAUUAAAGAAAUAAGUAGUACUAAUGUCACUAUUAUAACCAUAGUCACAAAUGAUCAUAGCUUUAUAGAUGAUGAAUUUAUUAUUCCGGAUUUAGUAUUUCAACAACAGAAUAGAAAGAACGUUUCUCAUUUACCAUUGAAAGUGGUUAAUAGUUCCAUACCUCCAUGUGCUCGAUGCCCCCCGGAAAUAAUAUACCACAUCUUCGAAAUAUUGCAAAGUCUUCAUACAAUUAAUUUAAGUUUUGUUAAAGGCAUCACUAAUGGUUAUUUAACUAAAUUAUUAUCACCAUUUUUCAAUAAUGUACGUACAUUAAACCUUGCAGGCGGAAGUAGAUCUGACACUUGUUUAUCAUCAAUUAUACCAAAUUGUAGUAAAGUACAGAACCUUUCACUUGCAUGGAACACUUCUUUAUCUGAUGCGUCAAUUAACAAAAUUGCUACGAUAUGUGGAGAUAGAUUACGUACUCUUGAUUUAACAAAUUGUGAGAAAGUAAGUGAUAGAUCGAUGCAUUCAAUUUCAAAAUAUUGUUUAAAAUUAAGAGAAUUAAGAGUAAGUUAUUGUCGUGGUGUGAGCGAGGAAGGUGUGAGAGCUGUUUUUGAAGCGUGUGAAGGUCUUAGAUUAUUGGAUCUAGUUGGUUGUUUAGGUGUUGAUAAAUGUUUUUUAUUAAAAUGUAAUGAUGAAUUCGGUUUAUCUAGAAGAGAUUUAAAGGUAAUCUGGAGAAGGUUUACCGAUGGUAAUACUACUUGGACCGAUGAGAAUUAA